Papaver somniferum (opium poppy) is the source of this 1245-nucleotide messenger RNA. Its product is annotated as protein SRC2-like. The transcript has a single exon. Bases 134 to 1063 code for a protein of 309 amino acids. NCBI's taxonomy places the organism in Eukaryota, Viridiplantae, Streptophyta, Magnoliopsida, Ranunculales, Papaveraceae. The record is from RefSeq and is a predicted model, not a curated record. Gene Ontology annotation, biological process: defense response.
GUUUCAGUUAUAAAAUUAAUUCAUCUCUUUUUUAUUUGAUCAUCUUUCUGAAAAAAAAAUCUUAAAUCUCUCUGAAAAUUCCACAAAUUCAAUCAGAAGAAGAAGAAAAUCUAAGGAAAUUUCUUGAAGAAUCAUGGAAUACAGACCAUUAGAGGUAACAAUAAUCUCAGCAAAAGACAUCAAAGAUGUGAAUCUCUUCUCAAAGAUGGAUGUUUACGUCCUGGCUUCAAUCGGCGGUGAUCCAAGAACACAGAAGAAAACACCAGUAGAUCACGACGGUGGUAAAAACCCAAGCUGGAAUUUCACGAUGAAUUUCUCGAUUGAUGAAUCGUUAGCCAAACAGAACCGAUUGACUCUCAUCUUACAGCUCAAAUCUGAGAAAACCUUAGGUGUUGAUCGUGAUAUCGGUGAAGUUCAUGUGUCGAUCAAAGAACUUCUUGAUAAUCCCGGUGCGGAGAAAACAAGCCAGUUUGUUUCUUAUCAGGUUAGGACGAAGAGUGGUAAAGCUAAAGGGGAAUUGAAUUUCUCUUGCAAAUUUGGGGAGAAGGUGUCUCAGCCCGCACCCGUUUACGCAGCCGCUCAUGUACCAGAGUCGUCGGCUUAUAAAGUGGGAGAGCCUGUUACAGCGUAUCCUGCCGCUGCUGCAGUGGGUGGUUCUAGUGUGCCGUAUCCACCACCAGCUGGGUAUCCGCCGUCUGGGUCAGGAAUACCGUAUCAGGGACAAGGAGGGCCGUAUCCACCACCACCAACUGGGUAUCCUCCUGCUGGAUAUGGGAAUGGACAGCCGCAACCACCAAUGGGGUAUCCACCUCAACAGCCGGGAUACGGGUAUCCUCCACAGCAGCCGGGGUAUGGGUAUCCACCCCAAGGUGGGUACGGUGGAUACCCUCAGCAGCCUCCAAUGGUGGUGAAACCACCGAAGCCAAAGAAGAAUAAAAUGGGAGGAAUGGGAAUGGGUUUGGGUGCUGGAUUACUCGGUGGGCUUUUGAUUGGUGAUAUGAUUUCUGAUGUUGGUGACUAUGAUGGUGGCUUUGAUGAUUGUGGUGGUGGCUUUGAUUUUUAGUUUUAUGUUUUUGAUUUCACUAUAUGGUGGUGGCUUACUAAGAAUGUAAUUUGAGACAUGGCUAUUAACCUAGAGAGUUACUCCUGAUUUCACUCUUGUUAUUUGUUCUUUACAGACUAUACUGAUUCUACUUCUUGUUAUUAAAUGGUUAUGUAAAUAUUAAUGGUUUCUUUUGUUACUCA